CUACCGACAGCGACUGAAGUUUCUUGUCAGGACCAAGAGCCGGCAUCAUCUGCACGGAAUUAUUUCGAAUCUAAACCAGUUCAUCACCCCGCCGAUUCGAUACCCCUCAAGAUGGAGGCGAUUUCGACCCCGCGUGUCACUUGUGCCUACCUCAACUCAUAUGUGGGCAAGAAUGUCAUUGUAGUAGGCAAGGUCAUCCAGCUGCGUGGCGACGAAGCCCUGAUUGACGCCGACGGGAACAUCACUGCCCAUCUGAAUCGCGAAGCCCACCUCGCCGCGGGCAACGGUGUUCAAAUCAUUGGGAAAGUGAACCCGGACCUGUCGGUCAAGGUACUGAGCUCUAUCGACCUGGGCACGGGUGUAGACUACUCUCUCGCCAACGCAGUAGUUGAGAUCUCCCACCAGCAUCGGGAGUUGUUUGCGUACGACUAGCAUAUUUACAAAUCGAUAAUCAAACAGUCAAGCGGCAUAGCUAGUUGCUUACAUCAACUCUUCAUCCAACCGUGGUGCAGGAAAUCAUCGAUCGCCUUCUCGAGUGACAACAGACCGUGCCUGGCACCUGCCCUGAAAAAC
Messenger RNA from Canariomyces notabilis, 573 nucleotides. RefSeq names its product replication factor A protein 3. Gene Ontology annotation, cellular component: DNA replication factor A complex; nucleus; site of double-strand break. Gene Ontology annotation, molecular function: single-stranded DNA binding; damaged DNA binding. Lineage: Eukaryota; Fungi; Ascomycota; Sordariomycetes; Sordariales; Chaetomiaceae. The record is from RefSeq and is a predicted model, not a curated record. Gene Ontology annotation, biological process: double-strand break repair via homologous recombination; nucleotide-excision repair; DNA replication. The transcript is spliced from 3 exons. Bases 112 to 432 code for a protein of 106 amino acids.